This is a messenger RNA of Sarcophilus harrisii (Tasmanian devil), 1730 nucleotides long. RefSeq names its product DnaJ heat shock protein family (Hsp40) member A4 (gene DNAJA4). The record is from RefSeq and is a predicted model, not a curated record. Gene Ontology annotation, cellular component: cytoplasm; cytosol. Gene Ontology annotation, molecular function: ATP binding; Hsp70 protein binding. Bases 725 to 1663 code for a protein of 312 amino acids. Gene Ontology annotation, biological process: protein refolding; response to heat. Lineage: Eukaryota; Metazoa; Chordata; Mammalia; Dasyuromorphia; Dasyuridae. The transcript has 7 exons.
AUGCUGCUGGGGCCAGUUUUACUGUCUGUCUCUUUGGCCAUGAGAUUUAGACUGUCUAGUGCUAGAAGAUAGAUAAGCAGGAAAGUUGUUACUCUUUAAUGCUCAAUUUAAAAUACUUUGAAAAUGUGUAAAAAGUUCCAUUUCUUGCACAGCCCUCUUUUCUGUCUUUGUAGACUUUAACAUGUUUGGGCUUGUUUUAAAAUUCACACUAAACAAGAAGUUUUAAAAGUGUGAACUUCUUGAUACUUUUGCCUUUAAAUAACAAAUUACUAGUGGUUUGAAGGGCAAACUUAUCAAAGCACUUAACUGUUAAGUACAGUGGAAAAAAAAAGUGAGUUAAGAUACUAGAACUAUCCAAGUUGUAAGCCUCAGCCUCAUUCUUACCAGGAGUCAUUUAAUGUUUUUCAUUAUGAUUUUUAUGAUGAACUUUGUCAUUGUGAACAUGAGACUCACCAGUUUUUGAGGGCAUCUUGACCUGAGUUUCAGUUCCAUAGUCCUGAUUCUCUUUAGGUUCCUUAAGGUGCUACGUGGAUCACCUAAAUGCAAAAGGGGGCCGAUAAUAGCUACUUCCUUAAAGAAAUAAUGUACAACAUUUUUGAAGUUUAAACUCAUCUCCCAGGCUUAUGAAGUACUUUCAGAUGUAAAGAAAAGGGAAAUUUAUGACCAGGGUGGGGAGCAGGCUAUUAAAGAAGGAGGCACCACAAGCGGCAACUUCUCAUCACCCAUGGACAUUUUUGACAUGUUCUUUGGCGGUGGAGGGCGGAUGACCAGAGAGAGAAGAGGCAAAAAUGUCGUGCAUCAGUUGUCUGUAACGCUCGAAGACAUAUAUAAUGGAGUUACAAGGAAACUAGCACUCCAGAAAAAUGUAAUUUGUGAAAAAUGUGAAGGAAUUGGUGGGAAAAAGGGAUCCGUUGAAAAGUGCCCCAUCUGCAAAGGGAGAGGAAUGCAAAUUCACAUCCAGCAGAUUGGGCCAGGAAUGGUCCAGCAGAUUCAAACAGUGUGUCUAGAAUGUAAAGGCCAAGGUGAACGCAUCAACCCCAAGGACCGGUGUGAGAACUGUAAUGGCUGUAAAGUUGUAAGAGAGAAAAAAAUUAUAGAAGUUCACAUAGAAAAAGGUAUGAAAGAUGGACAAAAGAUUAUGUUUCAUGGAGAAGGAGAUCAGGAGCCUGAGCUGGAGCCUGGUGAUGUCAUCAUUGUGCUUGAUCAGAAGGAUCAUGGUGUCUUUCAGAGAAGAGGCCAUGACUUGAUAAUGAAAAUGAAAAUUCAGCUCACUGAAGCUUUAUGUGGUUUCAAAAAGACGAUAAAAACUCUGGAUAAUCGAACUCUUGUAAUAACUUCUAAGUCAGGUGAAGUGAUAAAGCAUGGUGACUUGAAAUGUGUACGUAAUGAAGGCAUGCCCAUCUAUAAAGCACCAUUAGAGAAAGGCUCUCUCAUCAUACAGUUCUUGGUUAUCUUUCCUGAAAAGCACUGGCUCCCCCAAGAAAAAUUGCCUCAGUUAGAAGCUUUACUUCCGCCGCGACAAAAAAUAAGAAUCACGGAUGACAUGGAUCAAGUAGAACUCAAGGAAUUUAACCCCAGCGAACAAAACUGGCGCCACAGCGCGGAAGCGUAUGAAGAAGACGACGAGGGCCCCAGAGCGGGAGUGCAGUGCCAGACAGCGUGAUGUGGCGUGUGCGGACUAGCAAACUGAUGAAUGUAAAGUUGGCACAAUGAAAAUGGCAUCGCUUUAA